Molecule: messenger RNA, 390 nt
Organism: Impatiens glandulifera
Lineage: Eukaryota; Viridiplantae; Streptophyta; Magnoliopsida; Ericales; Balsaminaceae
Product: late embryogenesis abundant protein 18-like
Exons: 2
Coding region: 16-390 (124 amino acids)
Biological process (GO): embryo development ending in seed dormancy
Source: RefSeq, a predicted model, not a curated record
GAUAAGAAAUCAAAGAUGCAAUCUGCAAAACAGAAGGUGACUAACAUGGCUAGUGCCGCCAAAGAACACAUUGACAUCGGCAAAGCUAAAACCCAAGAAAAGAUGGAAAUGGCAACUGCAAGAACUAAGGAAGAAAGGGAGAUUGCUGAAGAGAGGAGGAAGGUGAAGGAGGCAGAGGCUAAGAUGAGUUUACAUGAAUCAAAGGGUGAACAUGCUGCACAAAAAAUGCAUUCCAAGGAGAAACAUUCUUCUUUUCUUCCCGGAAGUCAAGCUCCGGUCGCCGGAGUUUAUGGGAGUACACAACCGCAGGCGGUUGUGCCGCCGCCGGGUGGUGUUCCGGCAGUUUAUCCUCCUGUUACUAGACAACAGCCGGGGCAUAAGUUCAUAUAG